GUUCCGCGUUUCAUUCCAGGAAGUCAAUACUCCAAAGUCCAUCAUAUUUUGAUACAUUUCCUACUGUAGGUGUCUGCUCACUGUGGGCUUAUACUUGAGGAAAGGAGUCUACGUUUUGCCAAGGCAAGAUGGAGUUUGUGAUUGAACACACUUGGGACAGCAAUCUUGUGACUCACGACCCUGUAAAGGUCAGGUUUUCCCCUGGAGAUGGAGGAAUGAAGAUGGAGGUGUCUGCUCCGUUCUUCAAUGACCCCCCAGGUCCUCCUGGCCCCUCAGGCCACCCCUUCCCCAGGCUCUGGGACUACGAAGUGGUUGAGUCAUUUUUCCUGGACAGCACUACAGAAAAGUAUCUGGAAGUGGAGGUUUGUCCCCAUGGACAACACUUGGUACUUCUGCUCUCUGGAAGAGGUCAAGCAUUCCAGCAAGGUCUCCCUCUGGUAUUCACGGCGUGUGUGACAGCGGGCCGAUGGAUUGGGGAGGCCCUGCUGCCCUGGAGGUACUUCCCACCAAACGUCAACAAGAUGAACUCAUAUGCCAUCCAUGGUUCCGGAAAGGGCCGCACCUACGAAGCUCUGUACCCUGUACCAACAGAAGACUUGGUGGAGGGACAGAAACCUAACUUCCACCUCCUGGAAUACUUCCAAGACUUCCGCUUGCAAAGCAUCAUGGGGGAGGGCUGGAUACAGCCCGAGUCCGAUCUCUGGACAGGAAAGUGCUGAGGCAGGCGGGAACAAUAGGAGGACCUGCGACCGUGACGCCAAAGUCACCUGGAUGGGGACGAGGGGUUGGGUGGGUGGGUGUGGGGGGUGUACAAAGCCCAAUCUAUCUUUAUUAGUUGACAUUGUCAAACACCCUGACAUGAAAUAUGUUAUCAGCUUGUCAAGUGGUAUUAGACGUCACCUGAAAUAACCUGGCUCAGUCUGUGACCUACAGGCCCUGAGCUGAAGGAGAGGGCUCAGCCUGGAGGUUCUGGUGCCGUGGAGGAAGACGGGCAUAGAGGGAGUCACACAUAACACGAAAUGAUGGAAGUGGAAUUUUUAUCUGGGUAAAUUUUCAGCAAUUGCAUGACUUAACAAGGUCUUGGCUUGACUAAUGGGAAAGCAUCCCUAUCAUUUACAUUUAGUCAUUUAGCAGACGCUCUUAUCCAGAGCGACUUACAGUAAGUACAGUAAGUACAGGGGCAUUCCCCCCGAGGCAAGUAGGGUGAAGUGCCUUGCCCAAGGACACAACGUCAUUUGGCACGGCCGGGAAUCAAUCUCCUUCAGAUUACUAGCCCAAUUCCCUAACCGUUCAGCCAUCUGACUCCCUAUCAUGAAAUUCUGAUCAGAAAAUACUCAAUCCUAAACUCUUUAGAGCCCACUCUGUCUGUCUAUUGGAUCCUCUCAGAUUCAAACCCCGCACUCAUUGUUAUGACCAGAUUGAGGAUGACUCAGAUGUUCAUGGGUCAUUAAUUGCGUAAUAGUAUACAGGGCAAGUACAUUAGCAGGAGCUAAUCGACAACAUCCUGAUUGCACAGUAAUUAAUGCUUCGUAAUCAUGUUGAUUUAAGUCGUGUGAUAAGAUUGAUUAGCCCAAUGUAGGGCAGAUAUUGUAUCUUGACAUGACAAAUAAACUAAUAUAACACAA
Molecule: messenger RNA, 1625 nt
Organism: Hypomesus transpacificus
Lineage: Eukaryota; Metazoa; Chordata; Actinopteri; Osmeriformes; Osmeridae
Gene: c22h4orf33
Product: chromosome 22 C4orf33 homolog
Exons: 6
Coding region: 129-719 (196 amino acids)
Source: RefSeq, a predicted model, not a curated record